Amaranthus tricolor (Joseph's coat) is the source of this 930-nucleotide messenger RNA. RefSeq names its product acireductone dioxygenase 2-like. The transcript is spliced from 7 exons. Gene Ontology annotation, molecular function: acireductone dioxygenase [iron(II)-requiring] activity. Bases 136 to 741 code for a protein of 201 amino acids. Lineage: Eukaryota; Viridiplantae; Streptophyta; Magnoliopsida; Caryophyllales; Amaranthaceae. The record is from RefSeq and is a predicted model, not a curated record.
ACGCUAUCCCGCGUUGGCUGAUAAAACAAGCAAACAGAUAACACCAGCUUCCACUUUCAACGUUGAGCAACACAAUUCUGCUCGCAGAACACCAACACCAACACCAAUCCCAACAGAAGAUCAGAUAAAUCAAAAAUGGUGUCUGAAUCGCCCAUGGAUCCUAGGGAAGAAGUCAUUCAAGCAUGGUACAUGGAUGACAGUGAUGAGGAUCAGAGACUGCCUCAUCACAAGGAACCUAAAGAAUUAGUUUCUCUUAAGCAGCUUGACGAACUUGGUGUUGUCAGUUGGAGGCUGGAUGCUGACAACUACGAAACUGAUGAGGAGUUAAAGAAAAUUCGUGAAGCUCGUGGAUAUUCCUACAUGGAUUUCUGUGAAGUAUGCCCUGAAAAGCUUCCAAAUUAUGAUGAGAAGAUCAAGCAUUUUUAUGAGGAACAUCUGCACACUGAUGAAGAAAUUCGAUACUGUGUAUCUGGAAGUGGGUAUUUUGAUGUGAGGGAUCGCAAUGAUAAAUGGAUUCGCAUAUGGGUGAAGAAAGGUGCAAUGAUUGUAUUGCCUGCAGGAAGUUAUCAUCGAUUCACUCUUGAUUCUGACAAUUAUAUUAAGGCAAUGCGUCUGUUUGUUGGUGAUCCAGUUUGGACACCCCAUAACCGCCCCAACGAUGACUUGCCUGCAAGGAAGGAGUAUCUUAUGAAUUUUGUGAACAAGGGAGAUACUCAACAAUCUGUUGAUGCUGCAGCGUGAGCAGUUUGCUUUUGAUGAAAAUAAAUGUCGAAUUCAUCAUGUUUUAAUGCUUAAUAUACUUAUCUAUUUGUUGCUGCAUUAUGAAAAAACUUGCUUUAGUUUCACAAUGCCCGUUUAAGUUGCGAUGUAAUAAACAUAGAUAUAUAUGCAUGCUUCUCUAUGAAUAUGAUCAGAGAUCUGUUUUCUGGA